Molecule: messenger RNA, 399 nt
Organism: Actinia tenebrosa (Australian red waratah sea anemone)
Lineage: Eukaryota; Metazoa; Cnidaria; Anthozoa; Actiniaria; Actiniidae
Source: RefSeq, a predicted model, not a curated record
AUGGCUUUAGACGAGGCCACUGUUUGGAUCACACGACUAACUGUUACAGUACAACAUAUUGAAAUCUGGCAAAACAUUAAGGAGCUUAAGCGUCGAUGUCAAAUACCGGGUUAUGGAUUACAGUUUUAUAUCUAUAACAUUGCCAUCUUACCUACAGUAGAAUUAAGUGAUCCUACCACCUCUUGGUCUUCUGUCCUACAGUAUCAGUUUUUUCUUGUCAAUACAAUACAAGGAAAAGCUUUAUCAAGAUCUAUUAUUAGUAUAUUCGUACAAGGGAAGGAGGGGACUCGUUGGAUGAUGAGCGCGCUUCGAGAGAAAGAGUUAGAACUUUCAAGCGUUAGAAAAAAAUUUAAGCAAGAAGUGAAGAACAAAAUUUCAUCAGCGUCAAAAGUAAGAUAA